This is a messenger RNA of Anopheles arabiensis, 4091 nucleotides long. RefSeq names its product exostosin-3 (gene botv). Lineage: Eukaryota; Metazoa; Arthropoda; Insecta; Diptera; Culicidae. The record is from RefSeq and is a predicted model, not a curated record. Gene Ontology annotation, cellular component: membrane. Bases 249 to 3116 code for a protein of 955 amino acids. The transcript is spliced from 2 exons. Gene Ontology annotation, molecular function: glycosyltransferase activity.
CCUCGUAUCGAAUUGUGCGAAUCACUUGGGGGAAAACGUAUACUUAUGUUUUUCACAAUUGUUAUCAUUAUAGACGUUGUUGUGCAAAGUUAAUUCUACUAGCGGACCCUUCUCUGGGCUGCCCUCAAAUCGCACGCUAUCGCGAACGACGCCCGAACCCUUGGCCGUUGCCAACGACUAACUUGAACGCAGUGAACCAUGCGAUAACUGGACCACAAGGAACACCGUACAUUCCCACCCGCUCCACCAUGACCGGGUACGAUUCGCUCGGUGGCAAUGGAGGCGGUCCAUCCAGUACCGGCGGUGCCGUAUGCCACUGGCUCAAGCACAUGAAGCUGUACCGGGUGGUGCUGAUUGUGGUGUUUUGCCUGCUGUCGCUGCCCUUCGUCUUUUACAACCUGCUCGUGCACGAGGAAUCGAACGUCCAGCACAGCGACAUCCACCGGACGCGCUCGCAGCUGUUCACGUUUGAGGAUGUGAGCCCCCUGAAGGCGGCCGAUCUGAAGCUGCGCAUCGACGAGAUGCUGCGCAUGAAGGGGACGGUUUCGCUGGAGCUGCGUGAUCUUGAAUCGCGCCGCCAGAAGCUACAGUCGGACAUCGGGCUGUACAAUCAGAAGAUCGAUGAGCUCAAGCAAGAGCUGGCCCGCCAGCAGACGGAGCUGGAUCGGUUGAAGAUAUCCGUCGAGCAAGCGCAGGUAGCCCAGCGCGAAGCCGUUCUGCGCAACACACCGGAGCUGGCCCUUCCGCGGGCACUCUUUUCCGACACGCUACCGGCGCAGAUGCGCCCGAUCGAUGCCACCCACAGCCGGUCGUGUAAAAUGAGCACCUGUUUCGAUCACUCGCGCUGCAGUCUAACGUCCGGCUUUCCGGUGUACCUGUACGACCCCGAUACGACGUCGAUCGUUAGCGCAGGGUACGAUAUCGAUGGGUUCCUGAAGACCACGAUCAAGCAAACGCUCGGCUACAAUGCGCAUCUCACAACGGAUCCGAAAAAGGCGUGCGUAUUUCUCGUACUCGUCGGAGAGGCACUGUCCGAGCAUGAGGUGCAAAACCGCUACGUUGCACCGCAGGGAGCUGCGGAUGGGUCGGGCGCGCCCAAUUUUUCCAGUUUGAACGUCACCCGCCUACGGCUCCUGCCGUACUGGGGAGGCGAUGGGCGGAACCAUGUGCUGUUGAACUUUGCCCGCCGCGAAGUUGGCCCGGGGGCGGGUAAUAUGCUGCAGGGCCAGGCGAUGGAUACGGGCCGGGCCAUGCUGGUGCAGUCGAGCUUCGAGGAAAGCCAGUUCCGCGUCGGCUUCGAUCUGAUCGCACCGCCCAUUCUGGGCCCACCGGGCGGGGACGUGUGGCAGGAGUGCGCUCCGAUGCUGCCAGCCCGCCGCAAGUAUCUGCUCAGCUUCCAGGGCGAGCUGUUGGGCCAGAACGGUUCGAUGGUUGGGCCGCGCGGGACGGACGACACCGAGAGCGACACGGUGGAUGAGUUUAUCAUCGAGCAUCUGAAGGAGAUGUCUUCGGGCAGGACGCAGGACUACUUCAUGCUGCAGUUUGAGUGUGUCCCGGCGACGGAGCAACGCGCACCGUCGGGAUUGCGUGACUGGUCGCUCUGUGGGACGGACAAUUCGCGCAAAUCGGUGCUGAAAGAAUCGACCUUUGCGCUGCUGCUGGCACCGGGCGGAGGAAGUACGAGUUCCACGUUGCUGCAGGCACGGCUGUACGAGGCACUGCGGGCUGGAGCGAUUCCGCUGGUACUGGGCGGCGAUCAGGUGCAGCUUCCGUACGCUGAAACGAUCGACUGGCGACGGGUGGUGAUAUCCCUGCCCAAGGCCCGUAUAACCGAGCUACACUUUCUGCUGCGUGCCAUCCCCGAUGCCGAUUUGCUGACGAUGCGCCGCCAGGGUCGGUUGGUGUGGGAGCGCUACCUUAGCUCGGUUCAGUCCACGGUUGAUACGAUCGUGGCCAGCCUGCGCAGCCGGCUCGGAAUUCCCCCGAAACCGAUACCGUCAGUGAUUGCGCACAGCGUGUUCAAUUCAUCGUUCGUCCCGCUCAAAUCCGACCCCGUCAUCGAUACCGAGCCGGAGGAAUCGCUCGGUCCGAUCGAACCACCGUACCCGAGUCCGGCGUUCCGCAGGAACUACACCGCCACCCUGGUGCAGUCGCGCGAAAUGUGGAACGAUUGGGCCGACCCGUUCGCACUGUACCCGCAGCUUCCCUUCGAUCCGGUGCUGCCGUCCGACGCGAAGUUCAUCGGCUCCCACAUGGGCUUCCGGCCGAUCGGGAAAGGUGCGGGCGGCACGGGCAAAGAGUUCGGCGAAUCGCUCGGCGGCAACUAUCCCCGCGAACAGUUCACCAUCGUCAUACUGACGUACGAGCGCGAGCAGGUGCUGAUGGAUUCGCUGAGCCGCCUGUACGGACUGCCCUACCUGCACAAGGUGAUUGUCGUGUGGAACUCCCCGAAACCGCCACUGGAGGAUCUACGCUGGCCGGACAUUGGCGUGCCGGUGCACGUCGUUCGCGCACCACGCAACUCGCUCAACAAUCGCUUCCUACCGUUCGAUGCGAUCGAAACCGAGGCGGUCCUGUCGGUCGAUGACGAUGCGCACCUGCGCCACGACGAGAUACUGUUCGGGUUUCGCGUGUGGCGGGAGCACCGCGACCGGGUGGUUGGCUUCCCGGGCCGGUUCCAUGCGUGGGACGUGAACUCGCUCGACUCGUGGAACUACAACUCGAACUACAGCUGCGAGCUGAGCAUGGUGCUGACCGGGGCCGCCUUCAUCCACAAGUACUACACGUACCUGUACACGUACACGCUGCCCCAGGCGAUCCGGGACAAGGUGGACGAGUACAUGAACUGCGAGGACAUUGCGAUGAACUUUCUGGUGUCGCACGUCACGCGCAAACCCCCGGUGAAGGUUACCUCCCGCUGGACGUUCCGGUGCCCCGGCUGUCCGGUGUCGCUCAGCGAGGACGAUACCCACUUCCAGGAGCGGCACAAGUGCAUCAACUUCUUUACGAAGGUGUUUGGGUACACGCCCUUACUUAACACCCAGUACCGGGCCGAUUCGAUCCUGUUCAAAACGCGAAUACCACACGACAAACAGAAAUGCUUUAAAUUUAUCUAAUUGCCCGCUAUUGAAAUCACCGUUUGUUCCGUCCGUUGGUGGCAGGCGGUACCAAAGCGCGACCAGACCGGACGACCGCCUGCACCUGGGAGCUGAGCUGAGAUGGAACUUUCCUACAACACGAAACCGACACAGUUACUGCUAGCAAAUAUCAAUAGUCACCGUAUAUGCACUAAAUGUAGAAGUACGCGAUCACGUGAUCGUGGUAAAAAUGGGGAUGCCAUAAGGAGGAUGUUUAGCUUGUGUGUUGCAACCAGGCACUGGUGUGCUGUACUAAAGGUGGAGAAAAGGACAACGGUACAGUAGUUGUUGCACAGCAAGCAUCAUUUCCACUACCAAUGAACACACCCUGCUCGUUGGAGUAGCUCGUAAGCGUGUAUUAGCAAUAGAGAUUAGGUUAGGCGAACAAAAUGGCAUGUUUUAAACGAAGCAAUCGUCCGGUUGGAUUCUUUUUUUCAAACCAGCACUACGACUGAGAUAGAAUGCGCGAAUGAGAACGACAGGCGCCAUUCGCUAGAUUGGUGUAACAUAUUUCAUAACCAGCUAGAUUCUAAUGAAGGCAACAGUAGCAGCACCGCCGUAAGCAUACCAGUUAAUACAAAAGGUUACAGCAAGCAACAUUUGUGUAUCGUAAAGCAACACUGCACGUGACAUUGAUAGUUAAUGGGUUGUAAAUUAAAUUGCGUUGCGCGAGGGGAAGCGAUAACACGGGAGUUUGAAUUACAUUUUAGUCCCGUUUAGUUGGACGUUCUGUGCACUUUCCCAGUUGUUUUAGCGAUUAAAGUGUUUUACUGGCGCGUUAGUCCUAGUCCGAAGGGAGGAUGUUUUAGGUUUUUAGGGACUUUUGUGCAGCUUUAAAAGGUAGAAUGAUUAUUAGGUUUUAUCUCGCCGCGUGUACACUCGUCUGAGAUUGUAAUCUUUGUAAUCGGCACGGAAAAAAAGACUAAUAUAAAUUGACACGUAUACUGUAAGACA